Plasmodium cynomolgi strain B is the source of this 1005-nucleotide messenger RNA. RefSeq names its product zinc finger protein. Lineage: Eukaryota; Apicomplexa; Aconoidasida; Haemosporida; Plasmodiidae. Bases 1 to 1005 code for a protein of 334 amino acids. Gene Ontology annotation, molecular function: palmitoyltransferase activity. The transcript is spliced from 5 exons. The record is from RefSeq and is a predicted model, not a curated record.
AUGAGACCUAAAUACAUGCAGCCUUCGCAAGGACAAACAGAAAAAAAGAAAGGUGGUUCCAUAUUCAUAUUUAUCGUGUUCUUCAUACUAGCCUUCAUAUACAUAGGGUACACGGGAAUCGUCCUGCGGUCUUGGUUCAUCCCGUACAGGAGUGGCUCCUUCACAAUAGCCGUCUUGUUCCACGUCUUUUUUUUGUUAUUUUUGCUAAGUUUUAUAAAAGUAAAAUUCUACAACAAGAGAGAGAGAGCUAUUCUGCCUAUUUCUUCCUACUUCUUCCUAUUUAUGCCUAUUUCUUCCUACUUCUUCCUACUUCUUCCUAUUUAUGCCUAUUUCUUCCUAUUUCUUCCCAUUUCUUCCUAUUUAUGCUUAUGCGCCUCGACGGACCCCGGGAAGGUCCCGCGUAACUGGGGCUUCUACAUUGGCGACGACGUGAAGAGAAGGCGGUACUGCAAAAUAUGUAACGUGUGGAAACCGGACCGCACACACCACUGCUCAGCAUGUAACAGAUGUGUAUUGAACAUGGACCACCAUUGUCCAUGGAUUAACAACUGUGUGGGUUUUUUCAAUCGAAGAUUUUUUAUACAGCUUUUAUUUUAUGGCUUAAUUUGUCUCUUCAUAGUGGCAGUACAGACGUUCCACUACAUUUUCAUUGACAAUGCAAACGCAUAUAUAGAGGAUGGUUUCCACGACAAGUCUUCCUUUGUGGCUCUGGAGUACACGUAUGCUUCUAUCGUAUUAUUUUUAACCUUCGUUUUAAUUUUCGCUUUAGUUCCCUUCACCAAGUUUCACUUGAAAUUAAUUUCAAAAAAUUCCACCACGAUUGAAAACAUGGACAUAUACAACCAGGACUACAACAUGUACAACGUGGGAUGCGAGGACAACGCGAAGCAGGUGUUCGGAAACAACAUAUUGUGCUGGAUGUGUCCAUUCCACUGCAUUUCGAAUCGACCUGCAGGGGACGGGGUGCGCUGGAGAGUCAGCGUGGCACAUGAGAAUAUGAUCUGA